UCGUGUGAGAAAAGCGGCUCAUCAUCUCAGAGGAACCGCAGAGACACACAGACGCGCAAAGAGAGAGAGAGACACACACACACAGGCAGAGCUCCAGAAUAAUCAAUGCCGAAAUAAAGCAGCCGACGCUCGCUGAAAUCGCUGUUUCUCCGGUGAAGCUCGAGCAGGUGCCGGUCAGUCGCGAUGGGGAACCGGGGGAUGGAGGACCUGAUUCCGCUGGUCAACCGAAUGCAGGAUGCGUUCGCCGCCAUCGGACAGAACGCGAACCUGGACCUGCCGCAGAUCGCGGUGGUGGGCGGACAGAGCGCCGGGAAAAGCUCCGUGCUCGAGAACUUCGUCGGGAAGGACUUCCUCCCACGCGGCUCCGGUAUCGUCACCCGCCGUCCCCUCGUCCUGCAGCUCAUCAACUGCCCCACAGAAUAUGCUGAGUUCCUUCACUGUAAGGGGAAGAAGUUCACAGAUUUCGAUGAGGUGCGUCAGGAGAUCGAGGCGGAGACGGAUCGCGUCACGGGCCAGAAUAAAGGCAUUUCUCCCGUGCCCAUCAACCUGCGCGUGUAUUCUCCAAACGUGUUGAACCUGACUCUGGUGGAUCUGCCGGGAAUGACUAAAGUGCCGGUGGGCGAUCAGCCUGCAGACAUCGAGCACCAGAUCAGAGACAUGCUGAUGCAGUUUGUGACCAAAGACAACUGCCUGCUGCUGGCCGUGUCGCCCGCCAACUCCGAUCUGGCCAAUUCUGACGCCCUGAAGAUUGCCAAAGAAGUCGACCCGCAGGGUCUGAGGACGAUCGGUGUGAUCACUAAACUGGAUCUGAUGGAUGAAGGGACCGACGCUCGGGAUAUCCUGGAAAACAAGCUGCUGCCGCUGCGGAGAGGUUACAUCGGUGUGGUGAACCGCAGUCAGAAAGACAUUGACGGAAAGAAGGAUAUUAACGCCGCUAUGGCGGCCGAGAGGAAGUUUUUCCUGUCUCAUCCCAGUUACAGACACCUGGCCGACCGCAUGGGGACGCCGUACCUGCAGAAAACCCUCAAUCAGCAACUGACCAAUCACAUCCGUGACACGCUCCCUGGUCUGCGCGCUAAACUGCAGAGCCAGCUGCUGUCCAUCGAGAAGGAAGUGGAGGAAUACAAGAACUUCCGUCCAGACGAUCCGUCCCGGAAGACCAAAGCUCUGCUGCAGAUGGUGCAGCAGUUCUCGGUGGAUUUUGAGAAGCGUAUCGAGGGUUCUGGAGAUCAGAUAGACACGUAUGAGCUGUCUGGAGGAGCCAGGAUCAAUCGCAUCUUCCACGAGCGUUUCCCCUUCGAGCUGGUGAAGAUGGAGUUUGACGAGAAGGAGCUGCGCAAGGAGAUCAGCUACGCCAUCAAGAACAUCCACGGCAUCAGAACUGGGCUCUUCACGCCGGACAUGGCCUUUGAGACCAUUGUGAAACGGCAGAUCGGGAAGAUUAAAGAGCCGUGCCAGAAAUGUGUGGACAUGGUCAUUUCUGAGCUAGUCAAUACCGUUAGGCAGUGUACCAAGAAGCUGGCCCAGUAUCCCAUGCUGAGAGAGGAGAUGGAGCGGAUCGUAACACAGCACAUCCGUGACCGCGAGAGCCGCACUAAAGAUCAGGUGUUGCUGUUGAUUGACAUCGAGCUGGCGUAUAUGAACACCAACCAUGAAGAUUUCAUCGGAUUUGCCAAUGCUCAACAGAGAAGCAGUCAGAUGAGCAAGAAGAAAGCGGCUGGUAAUCAGGAUGAAAUCAUGGUGAUCAGGAAGGGCUGGUUGACCAUCAAUAACAUUGGCAUCAUGAAAGGUGGCGCUAAGGAGUACUGGUUUGUCCUGACGGCCGAAUCGCUGUCCUGGUACAAGGAUGAUGAGGAGAAAGAGAAGAAGUACAUGCUACAGGUGGACAAUCUGAAGUUCAGAGAUGUGGAGAAGGGCUUCAUGUCCAGCAAACACAUCUUUGCCCUAUUCAACACUGAGCAAAGGAACGUGUAUAAGGACUACCGUCAGCUCGAGCUGGCUUGUGAGAGUCAGGAGGAGGUGGACGGGUGGAAGGCUUCGUUCCUGCGUGCUGGCGUCUAUCCUGAGCGUGUGGUGGAGAAGGAAAAGAGCGACGCUAGUGAGGAGAACGGUUCAGAUGGUUUCAUGCACUCCAUGGACCCUCAGCUGGAGAGGCAGGUGGAGACCAUCCGGAACCUGGUGGACUCUUACAUGGGCAUCGUCAACAAGACUGUACGAGACCUGAUGCCCAAGACCAUCAUGCAUCUGAUGAUCAAUAAUACGAAGGAGUUCAUCAAUGCAGAGCUGUUGGCUCAGCUGUACUCGUGUGGAGAUCAGAACACUCUGAUGGAGGAGUCGGCCGAGCAGGCGCAGCGGCGUGACGAGAUGCUGCGCAUGUACCAUGCGCUCAAAGAAGCGCUGAACAUCAUCGGUGACAUCAGCACCACCACCGUCUCCACCUCUCUGCCUCCGCCCGUGGACGACUCCUGGCUCCAGGUGCAGCGCACAGGCUCUGGAGGAAGGUCUCCGGCAACCAGCCCGACCCCUCAGAGACGGGCCCCUCCUCCGGGGCCUCCUGCACGCCCAGGUUCUCGUGGCUCAGCCCCAGGCCUCCCUGCUGCCGGCGGGCCACCCGUUCCCUCCCGUCCAGGAGCCUCUCCAGACCCCUUUGGCGGGCCCCCACCUCAGGUCCCGUCCCGGCCUAACCGCGCACCUCCCAGUGUGCCCAGCCGACGACCCCCGGCAUCACCUACUCGACCCAACCGACCCACAGACUCCUCCCUCUUAGACUAUUAGCCCCUCCCGCACCCGUGACAGACAGCGAGGACAGACACGCCCGCCCAGCCAGAACUCCUCCCCUUCCUGUUCCUCAACUCACACAUACAUCAAUACACAUCAUACACACAGUUCAGCAUCACUUGAACAGCACAACAACUCUACAACCCUCUGUCACAGUUUAACCUAUCAUUUCACAUAAUUCCGUCAUUAUCAAACCAAAAUUUAGAAAAGGAAAAACACUUGAGGAACUACUGACUAAUCUAGAAAGCUGGAAGUUUGAAACCCCUACGUUGGAAACGUAGAUCUAGAAUACAGUGUUUUUAUGAACUCAAACUCUGACAGAUGGUUGAGUUUCACGUCACUGUUUAUGAUAUUCACCACGGCUCCUUAUCUUAAAAAAAUAGCUAAUGAAUGAGCACAGGGUUUGAUAAGUGCAUUUCUGUCGCUUUAUUUAUUUUCUGCCAUUUUUAAGCUUCUUUUGGUUAGCAGACGCUUGAUUUUUUCCUGCUGAUUACAGAUGCAUUAUCUCUCCAAAGUGUGAUCUGGAGUCUCAUGAUAACUGCAUCUUCUGGAAUGAGCUUGUGUGCACCUGUAUUUCUGUACAUUACUUUGGCUCUUUUUGUUUUUGUUUCGUAUGUGUGUCGGGCUGCAGUGGUCCCUGAGCUUACGGGCCAGAAGACGACACCAAACUCCCCGAAGGCCGGUCAAACACGGGCAGCCCUUCUCGCCCCGAGAGCCCCUUUUCUCCACGCGACCCUUAGCACCUCCUCAUCGCUUUCUUCUUCUGUUUUUCCCCACGUCGAGUUAAACAACCCAAACCAGUGCAACACGAACACAAGCAAAAGAACACGGAGGAACCCAAAAACCUGCCAGAUGUUUCCGGCAUCCUCAGUUUAAAAAAUAAGUUUGUCUUUUUGGUUAAACCUUCUUUAACCUUCAAGCUCAUUGUGGACAAACCUCAAACCUUGUGGGAUUGUUCACCCAUAAAUGAAAAUGUUGUUUCCAACCUGUACGACUGAAGGACUAAAUGGUUUCAGGUUCCAUUGACUUCUAUAGUAUGGACAAACAAUGCUGUGGGAGUUGAUGGGACCAAAAACCAUUUGCUUCCCAAAAUAUGUUUUUCUUUUAUCUUCCAAAGCAACUGCAAAUACAAAUCAAGUGUUUUUGUCUUUUUCAAGUCAAAAGGAUGUUUAGCUACUGGAAAACCUGACAAAAGCACUAAAAUAGAUUUUUUUUUUUUUUUUUUUUUUUUUUUUUUUUUUUUUUUGCAGUGCAAACAUUGCAGCGAUGCAAAAGCUUUCAGGUACAAGGACGUGUGUUCACCCUCAGUGAUUGUGCUCAGAAAUCAUUCAUUCAUUAGUGAAUCUGAACCUUUGGUGGGGCUGGAUUGAAUUAUAGAGUGCAAUAUAUUCACCGGUCAGCCGUAUAUACACGCUGAUCGCACGUUCAUGUCAUUUAAAACACACAAUAGUGCAGUUUUAGGGUGAACAGACGUUCUUGAGUUCAGUGAGACGCUUGUGUGUUUACAGUUGAUUAAAUAACACUGAAGAUGUUAAGCCUUCAGGUGUCUCUGUAAGGACGAACGAUCAUGUCGGGAUGGUUUUCCACACACAGGCUGUGUUUGGAAUUGAAUACUUGCUUACUGUAUAUACUUGCUGUACAGUAUAUACUGUAUACUGCUUACUAUUUUUAACAAAUAGCCUGUGUAAGUGCACUAUUCAAUGCUAAACAGUGGUACGCAAUAAUGUUGUUGACUCAUUGCAUGUUUAAUUCAGUGAUCAAAUUCAAAUCUGCACAUUUUUGCAAAUGUAGUAGGUCUUUUGGGUAUUCAUACAGAACAUUUGCAUACUGUGCAUAGUGUACAUACUAUAUACUGCAGAAAUAGUAACAGUAGUAUGAUAUUCUGAACAUAGCCACAUGAUUAAAGGUGCUGUAAGCGAUUUUUAGUUUAACCACAUCCUUUCCACUGCAUGUCAAUCAAGCCACAAAGUGAAUGACAGAGAUUGUUGCUUAUUGAAAAAACGUGAUUAUUUUUUGUUUAAAGCACCUUUAAACGCCACCGAUGGACUUUUUUUUUCGUGUGUGUGGACAAACUGUCCCUGUGCAUUUCAAUUAUGCAAAGUUUUCUCAAGUCUGAUUUUCCUGUCUGUAAAUUAUGGUUCAUUAUGAAAAUCAAGAUCUAGCAAAAAAGAAACGUAAAAUAUCACUGCUGGUCUAUGCAUAGAAGUCAUUCCAGUUUGUUCAGGUGUUGUUUUGUUGAAAGUGAGAAAAUAUGAGCGCAACCCUCCACAACGGUGGACUGUAAUUCUGUCGUUUGUUGUAAUAAUAAUAAUAACUAUGAAGAUAAUAAAGCCCCUUGACGUUGUGGCAUGACCAGACCGUCUGCGGUUUCAGCUGUUGCCGUAUAUUAAUAGUAUGUUUCCGUCUUCAACACGCACACCAAACCUUCCCCGAAUCCACUCUUGAGUCGUAGUAAAACCCACUAACCAGAAAAGAUUUACCGUUAUUUAAGAGUUCGUCAUGGACAUACUGUAUCUUAAGUGUGUCGCGUAUCUUUGUGGUGCAUUCAUGCAAAUUGUGCUUCCACUGUUUAGACUAGUCCACAUGUAUGAUUAUUGAAUAUUAAAUUAUUAUGGGUAAGUGAUUUAUUUAAAUUAAGCUUAUGAAAUGGAGUGUGUGGAGGAAUAAUCCGGGCCUCUUUCUGCGUUUGGACAGAAAGGUGUUACAGUAUCGAGUGUGUAACGGAUGGAUGAAUGAAUGUGUGUAACGUGUCCUGCUCUGUGUCUCUGCUUGGACGGGUUUGUCGAGCGGGAUUUGUCAUCAUUAAAGUUCAGUGUACCAAAA
Messenger RNA from Labeo rohita (rohu), 5601 nucleotides. It is a transcript of the gene dnm1a, whose product is annotated as dynamin 1a. Gene Ontology annotation, cellular component: microtubule; cytoplasm; membrane. The record is from RefSeq and is a predicted model, not a curated record. Gene Ontology annotation, molecular function: GTPase activity; GTP binding; microtubule binding. The transcript is spliced from 23 exons. Lineage: Eukaryota; Metazoa; Chordata; Actinopteri; Cypriniformes; Cyprinidae. The coding region runs from base 184 to 2775 and encodes 863 amino acids.